AUGGCAUCCGAAUCGCAGGUUGAUUCUGGAGACAGAUCUGAGCCUCCGCCUGCAAAAGACCCUGGUGGUCUUCUCACCUCCGAACACUAUUGGCGCGACCGCCAAGAAUGGUUGGAACAACGUGGCUACAUGCUUCGUCCUCGCUAUAGACCUGACUGGAAGCCGUCUUGGGAAGGAAAUAAGAAAGUUUGGUUCGUGUGCGAGGAUGGUUUAUAUCAUGAUCAUCCAACCGUCCUCGAUGCCAUCCGCAUUUCGGAUAACUCUGUAGUGACACUAAAGAAGAUAUCAACAACCGUGCAUCCACAUGAGAUAGAAAUUGCUCAAUAUCUGUCCUCUGAGCCUCUCUCGGCUGAUCCAGAUAAUCACUGCGUACCAAUUCUCGAAGUCCUCCAAGAUCCGCAUGAAGAAAAUGUCGCCAUUUUGGUGAUGCCUCUGCUGAGAGACUGCAAUGAUCCAGAAUUUCACACCUUUGGUGAGGUUGUGGCGUUCUUUCAUCAAUUGUUUCAUGGCCUGAGGUUCAUACACAAGCAGCGGGUCGCUCACUGCGAUAUAAUGGCAUUAAAUGUCAUGAUGGAUCCCAUGCUACUGUAUCCACGACUGUAUCACCCCAUUAACACGCACCGCAACCGUGAUCUCACAGGAAAUGCGAAGCACUUCACUCGAACUGAGCGUCCACCCAAAUACUAUUAUGUUGAUUUUGGACUUUCUCACAAGUACGAUGUGGACGUCAGCGACCCAAGGGUGCACCCAAUUCUUGGCGGCGACAAGUCAGUCCCGGAGUUCCAAGGUGAAGGAUAUAACCAAACAUGGAAUCCAUUCAAGACGGACAUAUACUACUUGGGCAACUUCAUUCGACAAAAUUUUCUCAAGCGAUAUGUCGGGUUCGAGUUUAUGUACCCACUCAUUGCUGACAUGGUGCAGCAGGAUCCCGACAAACGUCCGACAAUAGAGGAAGUUGUGGACCGCUUUGCAGAUGUACAAGCUCGAAUGUCGUGGUGGAAGCUGCGUAGUCGUCUUUUGCAACGGGAUGAACCUGCUUUAUUUUGGGGAUUCAGGAUUUUCGGCCACGUUUUUCGCACUGCAAAAUAUGUGAUCAAAGGACUUCCGCCAGUGCCGCUUCCUUCGUGA
This is a messenger RNA of Fibroporia radiculosa, 1128 nucleotides long. RefSeq lists its product as uncharacterized. Gene Ontology annotation, molecular function: ATP binding; protein kinase activity. The record is from RefSeq and is a predicted model, not a curated record. The coding region runs from base 1 to 1128 and encodes 375 amino acids. Gene Ontology annotation, biological process: protein phosphorylation. The transcript is spliced from 5 exons. Lineage: Eukaryota; Fungi; Basidiomycota; Agaricomycetes; Polyporales; Fibroporiaceae.